UCAAAGCAGAGUACAUGGAAGCGCACUGCCGUCGUUCCGAAAGCUACAUAACCAGAACGCUCGAAACACACACAACGGGAGAGUCGAUCAACCAUGAAAUCUUCGGCCUCAGCUAACUCAAAAUCUCCUUUCAAGUUCAGAAUUCCGACGGCGGAGAAUCUAGUGCCAAUUCGCUUAGAUAUAGAAAUCGAUGGUCAGAGGUUCAAAGAUGCCUUCACUUGGAACCCUACUGAUCCAGAUUCAGAGGUGGUGGUCUUUGCAAAGAGGACGGUGAAGGAUUUAAAGCUUCCCCCAGCAUUUAUAACACAAAUUGCACAAUCCAUUCAAUCACAACUUACAGAGUUCAGAUCCUUUGAAGGUCAAGACAUGUAUACUGGUGAAAAGAUUAUUACAAUCAAGCUUGAUCUUCGAGUAAACAAUACGCUCAUAAGGGAUCAGUUUCUGUGGGACUUGAACAACUAUGAGAGUGACCCUGAAGAGUUCUCCAGGACAUUCUGCAAAGAUUUGGGUAUUGAAGACCCUGAAGUAGGACCUGCAAUCGCUGUUGCAAUACGAGAGCAGCUUUAUGAGAUAGCCGUGCAGAACGUUGUUUCAGCAAGAGAAAGCAGACUGAGCAAGAAGGGCCGCCGAGGGUUUGAGCAUGUUUCAGCAAGUAAAACUGGAGGUGCUUCGGUGGACUUGAUGAAGUUAUUUGGUCAUCGAUCAAGUGCUGUUCGGAAAAGAAAGGACUGGGACAUUUACGAACCAAUUGUUGAUCUUCUAUCCAACGAGGAAGUAGAUGCCCUUGAAGCAAAAGAAGAGAGGGCUGCUCGAUAAUAUGUUGCAAGUAGUUGAGAAUAUCACUCGUAUCGUCAUGAACAGUGUCGACUUUUCCAGUGGAGGUAAAUUAUUCAACCCAGAUGAAGUUCGUAGGCAAUUGUUCUUGCUAUCUCAACACAUACUUAGAGUUCUUUAACUUCCUAAGUUAAAAGCUUUCGAAUCGAUUCUUCAUCGACUGUACGUAAUCCUUGUCUAGCUCUUAAGCAGGGACAUGAACUCUCUGAUAAGUUCAUAUGGUAGAUCUUUUGACAAGUUUUACUGUAUUGGCAUGGACUAUAUCUCACUAGAGAAGGGUAGACCUUCUGAAAUGAGUUUUCAUUCUAUUUCUUGCCUUUGAUU
This is a messenger RNA of Cucurbita maxima (winter squash), 1158 nucleotides long. Its product is annotated as chromatin structure-remodeling complex protein BSH. Lineage: Eukaryota; Viridiplantae; Streptophyta; Magnoliopsida; Cucurbitales; Cucurbitaceae. Bases 94 to 816 code for a protein of 240 amino acids. The record is from RefSeq and is a predicted model, not a curated record. Gene Ontology annotation, cellular component: nucleus; nuclear chromosome. The transcript has 12 exons. Gene Ontology annotation, biological process: regulation of transcription by RNA polymerase II; chromatin remodeling. Gene Ontology annotation, molecular function: transcription coregulator activity.